CCCCAUUCUUUUCUUCUUCUUCGAACUCUCUCUUUCAGCUUCAAAAAUGAAACCCAUCCCAAACCCUAAUCUUCCAACUUAAAUCUCUUCUAAAACCCUAUAUAAAAAUGGGUUCUUUAAUCCGAGCUUCAAGGUCUCGUAAACAAUCAAAUUACUUGUACAUUCUAUCGGAAUCCAAUACAUUUAACCCAAUAUUAGGUAGAUUGAAUUGGUUGCCUUCAAGUUUAAGUCGUGAGUUUUGUUCACAUUCUCGUCAAAAGGAUAAUAGUAUUGCUGAUUUGAGUCAAUACCCAACUGAAAGGAUCCGAAAUUUCUCAAUCAUUGCUCAUGUUGAUCAUGGAAAAUCUACUCUUGCUGAUAGACUUUUGGAGCUUACAGGGACUAUUAAGCGGGGGCUUGGUCAGCCUCAGUACCUGGAUAAGUUGCAGGUAGAAAGAGAAAGAGGUAUCACAGUUAAAGCACAGACAGCAACUAUGUUCUAUCGGCACAACUUAGGUGCUCCUGAUGUUGAUAAUACACAAGAGGCACCAAGUUAUUUACUGAAUCUUAUUGACACACCUGGUCAUGUAGAUUUUAGUUAUGAAGUAUCACGGUCUCUUGCUGCUUGUCAGGGUGCUCUAUUGGUUGUUGAUGCUGCACAAGGUGUUCAGGCACAGACAGUUGCUAACUUCUAUCUAGCUUUUGAAUCUAACCUUUCAAUAAUCCCUGUCAUUAAUAAAAUUGACCAGCCAACUGCUGAUCCACAACGUGUUAAGGAUCAGCUGAAGUCCAUGUUUGAUCUGGAUCCAGCCGAUGCUCUUUUAACUUCUGCCAAGACUGGUCUGGGCCUUGAGCAUGUCCUUCCUGCUGUCAUAGAGCGGAUACCUCCUCCUCCUGGAAUUAGUACUUCGAAUUUGCGGAUGCUUUUGUUGGACUCUUAUUACGAUGAGUACAAAGGAGUUAUUUGCCAUGUUGCCGUUGUUGAUGGUGCAUUGCGCAAGGGGGAUAAGAUUUCAUCAGCUGCAACUGGUCAAUCUUAUGAUGUUUUGGAUGUUGGGUUUAUGAAUCCAGAACUUAAAUCUACUGGAAUGCUUUUUACUGGACAAGUCGGAUAUGUAGUUAGUGGUAUGCGCUCGACCAAAGAGGCACGUAUUGGAGACACUCUUUUUCUUGCUCGUAGCGUUGUAGAGCCUCUUCCAGGUUUCAAGCCUGUGCAGCACAUGGUGUUUUCUGGGCUUUAUCCAGCUGAUGGAUCUGAUUUUGAGGCUCUGAACAGUGCAAUAGAGAGACUCACAUGUAAUGAUGCAAGUGUCUCUGUUACCAAAGAAAGUAGCACUGCACUUGGCUUGGGUUUCAGGUGUGGGUUCUUAGGUUUACUCCACAUGGAUGUUUUUCAUCAGCGUCUGGAACAGGAGCAUGGAGCUAGUAUAAUUUCUACCAUCCCAACUGUACCAUAUAUUUUUGAGUUUACAGAUGGAAGCAAGAUGAAAGUUCAGAAUCCGGCGGCAUUAACUGCGGAUGCUGGAAAACGCGUAACAAAAUGUUGGGAACCAACUGUUUCCGCUACCAUUAUUAUUCCUAGUGAGUAUGUGGGUGCUGUUAUUACCCUUUGCUCUGAUAGGAGAGGGGAACAAUUGGAGUACACAUUUAUCGAUAGUCAACGUGUCCUUUUGAAGUAUCGUCUGCCAUUGAGGGAAAUUGUCGUGGAUUUCUACAACGAGUUGAAGAGUAUAACAUCUGGAUAUGCAUCAUUUGAUUAUGAAGAUGCAGAUUAUCAAACCUCUGAUUUGGUGAAGCUUGAUAUCCUCUUAAAUGGGCUACCAGUUGACGCCAUGGCAACUAUAGUUCACAAUUUAAAGGCACAACGGGUUGGUCGUGAGCUGGUAGAUAAGCUGAAGAAAUUCAUCGACAGGCAAAUGUUUGAGAUAAUAGUACAAGCUGCUAUUGGAUCAAAGAUCGUUGCACGAGAAACUUGUGGGCGUUUUGUUAUUUCAGGAUUUCAGCAAUGAGGAAAAAUGUUAUAGCAAAAUGCUAUGGUGGAGACAUCACCCGGAAAAAGAAACUUUUGGAGAAGCAGAAAGAAGGGAAAAAGCGAAUGAAACGUGUCGGUUCUGUUGAUAUACCUCAGGAAGCCUUUCACGAGCUAUUGAAGGUCGGUUGAUAUACCUCAAAAACCUCCCACAAGCUAUUGCAGAUUGGUUGAUAUACCUCAGGAAGCCUUCCUUGAGCUGUUUUGGAGAUAGGCCAAGGUAGAGCAUUUCCCUUGAAAGAUAUAAAUUUUGACAGAAUUGAACUGUUGAUGUAAGAAUUAAAAUGCUUCAUAAAUAGUCCGAUUUUGGGCACACUCGCUAGCCUGAUAGUGAGAUCUUAAAUGAAACUUCAAAUUAACACUGCAUUUUGUGCAAAAUGAGUAAUAAACACAUGAAAUUAACAAAGUAAUUAAUUUUUUUUUGUUUA
Messenger RNA from Papaver somniferum (opium poppy), 2436 nucleotides. Its product is annotated as translation factor GUF1 homolog, mitochondrial-like. The record is from RefSeq and is a predicted model, not a curated record. Gene Ontology annotation, biological process: positive regulation of translation. Gene Ontology annotation, cellular component: mitochondrion. NCBI's taxonomy places the organism in Eukaryota, Viridiplantae, Streptophyta, Magnoliopsida, Ranunculales, Papaveraceae. The transcript has 11 exons. Gene Ontology annotation, molecular function: GTP binding; GTPase activity; mitochondrial ribosome binding. Bases 108 to 1988 code for a protein of 626 amino acids.